Molecule: messenger RNA, 3283 nt
Organism: Diachasma alloeum
Lineage: Eukaryota; Metazoa; Arthropoda; Insecta; Hymenoptera; Braconidae
Exons: 14
Coding region: 1-3147 (1048 amino acids)
Source: RefSeq, a predicted model, not a curated record
AUGGGCUGUACGACUAGUGCUGCUCCCUGCAAGACUGGCGGGUCAAGGCUCAUGACAACAAAACUCAACUUUACUAAAGAACAGUUAGAAGGAUUGAACGGAUUUUUCCGAAGAUCCGUGGAACGUCAGGGAGUGUAUAAUAAAGAUAUCGAAGAGAUUGAAUCAACAAUUGAGAGAUUGGUGCAACGACUGAUUGCAGGAGUGAGCAAUCUGGAUUCCAGAUUCUCCUCCAUGUUCCUCGUUUCCCUAAAUGAGCGUCGCCGGAUAAAGCAACUAAAGUUUGAGUACUUGCUGCGUAUCGAUGCCCUCUCGACUCCGACCGUCGAUCCUGAUAUGAUGUGUGCAGCUGUAUAUGUCGAGGAAGAUUCAACAUCACUAGGAUUUGCUAGACUCGGUUUACGUGGUGCUGAUAUCGAGCAUUGGGCUGAGUUUCUUGGACCCGAUGGGAGAUUGAGGAGGGAUCUCGUAAAAGCUAAACUCCUGAAUCUAUUGGCAGCUGCUACAAAACAAGAUUCAAUGGAUGAAGCGGACGAGCGUAUUUGUCAAUGUCCUGGGCAGAUAAUUGAUGCAGAAACUUUGGAUAAAAUCCUCAAGCAGCCAGAUCACUGUAGGAUUUUCUACGGACCAGCUACUCCGGAAAAAGUACCAACGGAGCCCCGUGAUCAUCGUGUGGCCCUGGUGGAGGACUCCAGUGGUAUUCUUUUGCGUAUUGGUCUGAGGGGCCACAAAAUUACUGAGGUGGAAGUCAGGCUUUUGAUUGGUAUUGGUGUUUCAACCUGGUCAAUACAUGCCGAUUAUCCACGCAGAGUACCACUACACCAUUGCGACGCACUUCUCCACUAUAAUGCAGCACAAAGCGGAAUGUAUGCUGUCGCAGUGGGACCAUAUCCUGGCGCUAGAUGUGAGGAUAGAUCGACACUGUGGCGUAUACGUGUGCCAGCUACUGAGACUAUCAUGAAUCAGCAUUACUCGGAAGAGAGUGUACCAGCACUGACGGAAUCCGUGCUUAUGUACAUUCUGGAUCAGCUCAGAGGUAGAAUACCUCUGAAUGUACCAAUGAAGUUGAAGAGAACUCUAAAGGUCGUAACACGUUACAUAAUGAAGACAAUUCACUGGUGGUCACUAGAGCGAGCGGGUCCAGAUCCAUUGCGCUCAUGGUCACCAGACACCCUGGCACGUCACGUACUUCUCGCACUCGAUGAAUUGGUCAUGGCACUCAGAUGUCAGAGUCUACGAUGCUACUUUCAUCCACGUUGCAACGUUAUGCUCCAGUGCGCAAAAGAUGGACUCCUUCAUCCGGACGACUCGUACGUGUCUGAUGCUCGACUGUUGGAAGCAUACAUUCUGGCGGUGCACCAGUACUCCUUGAACUUGACCCCGGCUGAGCCGCGACCCAGUGAUGUACUUGAGAAUGAGUUGAUUGUGAGAUGGCGCCGUGUGAUGGCAUCAUUACCCAGAGGCACCAUGGGGGGAUCCAGCGGUUACAGUCCAAGGCAGUUGGCAUACUUGGGGCUUGUCCUUCGAGAAGUUCUUAAAGUCAGAAAACUUUCUGUGCACCAUCAUUUCAAUAACUGCAGCUAUUUCAAUUAUACUCCAGCUCACGAUAUUCAAUCAGACUCUAUCGAGAACUUGAUAUACUUAUUGAUUCUAAUCCUGAAGCAAGCCAGGGAUCAAAUUUACGCAAUAACUGAUCGCAAGAAGCGUAAAAAGGAUCGUAGACGAGCACUGAAUGAACACAGUAGUCCAAGCCACUUUGAGCGUUCCAUGGAUAUUCUCAUCGACAUAGUCCGUAGAGACCGUGAUACAGCUUACAUGGAUCUUGAUAGUGACGUUGUCCUAGCGAGAGUACUCCUGAGAUGGUUGUACUUCGGUAUGGAACACGAGAGAAAGAUACUUGGUCCAAUUCUACGACCAUACCUUGGCAAUCUAUUCAAUUCAUCCCAUGAGAAUGCCUGGCACGUUGAGUCUUGGCGAAAACGUCGUGAUAUAUACAAUAGUGAGAUGCGUUCACUUGGUCUCUUCUGUAAGCUUGUUACAUCCCAAGAGGUAUCACCUGCCAACGGCAUUGUGGAGUCUAUCUCAAAGGGUUGGUACUGGGCUGAGAACACAACUAGGAUGAUUGAACGAUCUGAAGAGGGUUUGAAACUUGUAUUUCUACCUCCUGGAAGGGUGCUGAAGUACAGCCUUACUUUUACCAAUAAUCAGGGCUUGAGUGCGUAUUCCACUUGGAGUAAAGCAAGAAAUGUGGGAAAUGCUGCAAGACGUACUGUUAUGGCAAGAACUAAUAUGAUAACUAACGGAGAGCGAUUCGGUGAAUUUGGAGCAAUUGGUGAAGCUGAUGUUAAUGAAGGUUUCGCUCGUCACAUAGAGCUUCGUGAUUCGAGUCCACUAACGCAUAUUGUAUCAAUGCACCGGAGAAAAGGCAGACAACGAGGUCCCGGGGGUCUUAUACCAGCGCUUGUGUCACUGAACAAAUUUCGAAUACUCCAGGAGGCCGCUGCGGUAUUACCCCGUGAGGAACGAAUAGCAAUGUUGGAUGCAGUUCAAAGGGUAUCAAGAGAGGCGUCUCGACGUCUGCGAAGAACCAGCUGUCCAGACCUCACCGCCCCAGGCACCCCGAAGCAAACGUACACGCCAAGAUCGGAAAGUUACCUAAUGGAUCCACCCUCGAUGCCCCCACCCCCCCGCCACCACAGCAUAAUAACAGAGCACCAGAAACAAUUACAAAAAGAAAUACUGGAAAUGCACGACAGUCUGUCACGUGGGUUAUGUCCAAGGAAUACCUCAACCUCCUGGGACACAAAUUCAGGGCUCUCCUGGACGUCCUCGCUCCGCUCAAUCGGAAGGAGCAGACUCCGCAGAAGUCGACCACCAAUUUGGGACAGCACUCGUACUUCACCGAUGUGGGACAGUGUUAGUAGUAAUGGUAAUUUCACCAAGUGCAAAUCUGAGGAGAUGAUCAGCCGUGAGGAGUCACCGAAGUGGAGCAAUUCGGACGGUAGAAUUUCGAGAAGUGAAAUUGCUGGUGACGAUGAGAUUCUCCCGUCUUGGGAAUUUCUCGAAGCAACCUUGAAUCAGAAGUUGCUUCAUUACAAUACUAGUGAUAAUAAUGGGCCUGAUAAUGAGCUAAAUCACCUAAAGUUAUGACAAAAUUAGUGAAUAAUUGAUGAACAUCCUACUUCUCCAUAUAUCCUACUAUAUCCUUCUACAUAUCCUACAAUAUUCUGUUUCUACACGGAAGGAAAAGUUGGAUAAAAAUUGUGUUAUAUUUUACUGUACGAAA